Octopus bimaculoides (California two-spot octopus) is the source of this 6805-nucleotide messenger RNA. Its product is annotated as proto-oncogene tyrosine-protein kinase ROS. Gene Ontology annotation, biological process: multicellular organism development; positive regulation of kinase activity; regulation of TOR signaling. Gene Ontology annotation, cellular component: plasma membrane; signaling receptor complex. The record is from RefSeq and is a predicted model, not a curated record. Lineage: Eukaryota; Metazoa; Mollusca; Cephalopoda; Octopoda; Octopodidae. Gene Ontology annotation, molecular function: protein binding; ATP binding; transmembrane receptor protein tyrosine kinase activity.
AGAGAGAGAGAGAGAGAGAGAGGGUGAAAAAUAAGUAAACGCGAAAACGGUCAGAAGCCGAGUGGAAUGAUGUUGGGAAGCUAAUAAUGCCUGCUGCUACACCAGUCUGUAGUACUGCAAGACAUAGUAAGAAUUGGUAGUAAAAGAACACGAUGGUGAUCGCAAACUGUCCAAACAUCACCUCUGUCACUGUUAAGAAAACGAAAGUCAAAAACACCAUCGGCAUCGUUACUACCAACAUCAACAACAACAACAAGAAGAACAACAACAACACAGAUAGUAUUACUACUAAUAAUAGUUAUAACAACAACAAUAAUAAUAACAGUAAUAAUAAUAAUAAUAAUAAUAAUAAUAAUAAUAAUAAUAAUAAUAAUAAUAGUCAUAAUUCUAGCCAUUUUCAUAGGCGUCGUCAUACGCCAAACAGCAAUGACAACAUCAAUAAGUGUAGACUUGAAAGCCGCUGUCUCAAAGAUCGCACGAGAAGCAAAUCCAAAUCUUUGUUACAUUCUAUGGGACUUCUUUAUUACAAGGCUCUGUUCAUUAACAUCAUAAUAACACUGGAAAUUAUACAAGUCGGAUGUUAUUCGGAUAUCAACACGGAAUGUCAUCUUAGCUGCCAGACAUACAGCGAGGAAAGCAAAACCGAACAAAAAAGUUUGUGUGAUAAAGAAUGUAAAUUAAAGAAUUGUAGCGAUGGUUGCCAGCUGUAUCGAGCGGCACUGCAUUCAUCAUGUCAUCAACUCUGCUACAACCCACAACACAAGGAUGAGGCAUGGCCUGAAUUAACAGUUAAGGAAGAGGCAUGGCCUAGAUUAACAGUUAAGGAGAAAAGUUGCGAAACAGGCUGUACAACAGCCCUGAACUUGUAUGAAAAAAGAAAAACAGAUGAACUAGAAAAUGCAACAUUACCAGCACCGGAAAUCAACCGAUACAAUGUCACGCAUUCGUCGGUGCAUUUACUGUGGAGGACCAACCAACUUGUUUCCAACAUAACUUAUAUGAUUCAGAUGAAGAUGCCAGAGAUAUCAGAAAAUUGGCAGUUAUGGAAUUCCACUGAACUCCACCAGACGCCAGUCAUACAUUUCAUAGUAAAUGAUCUUCAUCCUUACACUACAUACCAGUUCAAAGUCAUAGCAUUCAUUAAAAUUCCUGAUCAGUUCCUUGUUUCAAAUGAAAGUGUUUCUGUCAUUACUUUACCUCAUGGCAAACCAUCAUCGGCACCAAAGAUAUCGAGUGUGGCCACACCAUCCCCUACUGUGAUUACCAUCAUCUGGAACCCACCUCUCUAUCCAAAUGGACGAAUAACUGGUUACAAGUUGAUGCUUAGUUAUGUGAAUGAACGAACCAUCACACGAGAAGUGUCUGAACACACACACUCUUGGUCAUUCAGCCAGUUGCAACAUUCGAAGAAUUACACCAUUAAGGUCUUAGCCUGGAAUGCAGUUGGAGGAGGGCCAGCUGAUACACAUAUCAUUACGACACCAGACCUAAUGUUGGAAGCAGAAACUGAGAAACCAUAUUUGGUGUUGGCAGCAAACAAUAUGAUUUUGAAACAGAAUUUGUUGGAUGUUUUUGGUGACCCUGUAACAUUACACCAGGCGAAUAACCGAAGCAUCACAGUUUUUGGAUCCAAGGUGUUGUAUAAAAGUAAAACAGAACUAAUGCAAGAUGUAGGGGUGCACAUAAAGAACCACUUGGUUCUGUUUAGUGAUUCAAAUGGAAGAGUCCAUGUGGUUUUCACAAACAGUUCCAAGCAAAAGGAAAAUAUUUAUCCAACAGUGAAAAAUCCUAAAGCUAUCGCAGUUGAUUGGCUCCACAACAAGGCAUACAUAGCUGGAGAUCAGGAGAUUUACCAAUGUUUCCUCCCUCCAAAAUACACUUGUCAUUUGGCUGUAGGACACCUACAAUCACGUGCCUCUGAUAUCAAGGUUGAUCCCAUAAAUGGUUUCCUGUAUUACACUCAGAGUGGACAAAACAACGGAAUCUUCCGGGUUGACUUGGGUGACAUAGAAAGCGGCAAAAAUGUUCCCCCACUUCAGAUUGUGAAGAACAAACAAGAUUCUUUCACAAUUGACUUUGAGAAUAUUCAGCUUUACUUCCCGAAUAGUUCCCUCAACACAAUCAUGUCAACGUUUUUAGAUGGAGAAGGACCCUCCAAUAUCCGGAAGAACGUUAUGAAAGCCAACUUCAACAACAUCAAAAGUAUUGUGUUUUUCAACGGUUCCUUUAUCUGGACAGACGGACAGAAAGUUUUGAAGGAAGUCUAUGACCAGCAUGGAGGCAAAUACCAUUACAACACAAUCCAUUUUAAAGAAAGUUCAUUCAGUGGAUUUAACAUGUUCCAUUCAUCUGCCCAGCCAAUGCCUGUUCCAACUAAUCCACCCAGUAAUUUGGCGGUGUUGUUCUCUGAUACAACAGCGGACAUACGAUGGAAUAAACCAGAGAAACUUAUAUACCAAGGAAAUGGAUGCUGGAGAGGCUGGAAGUAUGAGAUGACAGUCCAAGAAGGAGAUGCCAAAAACCUAACAACAUAUCACCUGGAAGGAUUCAACCUCACACUUGAAAAUUUGAAACCAGAGACUAAAUAUACAAUUAAGAUGCGAGCUUAUAUCGACAAUAAGUAUGGCCCCUGGACCGAAAAGUUUGUUGGUCGUACAUUGUUUAAAGAUAAUGUCAAACCAAUUGUCACAUAUCAUACCAAAGACUACACAGCACAAAUAGGUUUAGAUGGUCGAACCCUCCAAGGUCAACUUCUUGAUGGGGGAAAUAAGCCGCCUCUAAUGUUUAAGCAUAAAAUAAUGAGAUUCUAUGCUAACUACCCUCAUGUUUCUGCAACCGCUUUCAAUCUGGUACAGAAAAUGAAACAAGUGUCUCCAUUCACUAUAGCAUAUGAUUGGUUAUCAAAAAUUGUUUACUGGUCUAACAGAAGAUGUGGCAUCUGCCGACUCAAUAAGAACCGUAAAGUGGAGAAAAUCAAGAGAGAUCAGGCUAACAACUUAUGUAUUGAUUCCUUGAAAGGGGUCCUUUACUGGAACACAAAAUACAGUGUGCGUGCGUCACACCUAAAUGGUAUGAGCAUCAAAGAAUAUUACCGAAAACCAUUCCAAGAAGAAACCAUCACAGCCAUGACAAUUGAUAUGGAUUCGUACAUUCUUUACUGGAUCCUGCCAACAAGUACUGGAACCAAGCUCUUUAUGGAUGGCAUGGUUGGUUAUAAAAAUCAAUUUUACAAAGGGUCAAUGAAAAUUAUUGAUCUAGAGAGCAGAAUGAAUCAACUACAAUACUUCAGCUACCGUUUUGUCUGGCUCAACAGUGAAAAACAACUUAUAGUUAGUGACCUGAGAGGCAGAAAUAGUUCCCGUCUCAUCAAUAUAGAUUCUGACAUUCUGUCUUUCUCACUCUUCCAUCCAUCACAACAUAAAUAUCCAGAUGGGCUAGACGAGAAAACAAUAACGGUAAUACCAAAUGAUAUUCCUGCACGGUCCAUUAGAGUAGAAGGCAAUGCAUCCAAUUUCAAUAUCACGUGGAGAGAAGCAAGCGAGGUCAACCAUGGCGUGGUCCACUACGAACUGACCCUUAAUGUACGAGAAUUUGAAAAUUACAGCCAGGCACUGGACACAGUGCAAGCCUGGUACACUAUAAAAGGAAUGCCGCCAUACACAGAAAUAGUCGUUCUCAUAAAACCGUUGACCUAUUAUGGUUCAGCCAGGACAACAUCAACAAAACUUCGAUCACCCAUGUCAGUGCCUAAUGAACCACUUAAUCCAAGAGUUUACAUUAACAAGAGGAAAGAAUUACAAUCAAGUGAAGAAUUUCUGUCUGCUGAUUUACGUUGGUCAGCACCGAAUAACCGCUUUGGUGUACUUGAAAAGUACAAAGUGUUCUAUCAAACUGAUUCCAGUUCUUCUCAGUGGCAACAAACUGAUAUUGAACCUCAUACACGCCAGUUUAUUGCCGAACGACUUGGAGCUAAUCGCACUUACACCUUUAAGAUUCAGGCUUGUACUACUUUUGCCUGUAGCAAAAUGUCUGUUAAUGUUUCCAUCACAAGUAACAACACUAACCCAUUACCUGAACUGUUGAUUGCAUCCGAAGAGGGCAUCAAAUUAGCUGAAAUGGAUAAUGACCUAAAGAUCUCCAAGAAAAUCUCCUUCAAAGGAUCCACUCGUGCAUUCACCUUUUUAGCUAAAGAUAAUUCCUUCUUCUGGAUCAACGAUGGAUCAACUUUAAUCAUGCGCAACAACAAGAUGGAAAAAAUAACGGUAAGUCUUCAUUCCAAGAAUUAUACUGCAGUCACCCUCUUCUGGACUGAAACUGAAGAUAUGAAGAAUUCCAGAGUCUUUAAAAGUAGAACUGAUGGAAGUGAUGUUAUUGAAAUAUUGCCUGCUCAGCAUUCAAGACUUCGUAAAAGAAGCCCCGAAAAGAACUGUCAGUGUCCAACCAAUGUCAAAAUUGACAGCACUCUCGGAGUUGAUUACACUAACGAUGAUAUAUACUUUGUUGAUCUUCUGGAAAAAAGUUUGUGGCGAACCGAUAGCGAUGGAUGCCAGUGUCAGAAGCUGUUUUCUCAAACGUCUAAUGAAUUUUCAGACCAAAAAUGCCUGAUAUCAUUGCCGAAAGACAACAGCAUCACUGUUGUCUCACGCACCAAUACCAGCAUCACUUUACGUCUGUCCGACAUUAAAUGGCAUCAAGAUUGUAAUGAUGUUUCACAUCCGACCACAAACUACACUAUUCAUUACACCGAACUGAAACGAGGCAUGGACGACACAUCAUGUGCAAAGAACAUUCCCUGCCAUACAGUUGUAAGCUUCCUGAAGAAAACCGUUAUUUAUCCUCUAAAACCCUUCACCAAAUAUUUAUUUCAAGUAGCUGUUAGUAACAUAUACACAGAUUAUCGUGCAGACAUUCUUAGUUUGCCUCAGAUUGAACAAACUCUGGCAGGGGGUAAGUUCAUUGCAAAAGCUUGUGAAAGCGAAAUAAAAUGGUGCAGCAAUACACUGGAAGCAACCAACAAAACUGCUAAGCAUUUGUCACCAAUCAGGUUUCACAAUGUCACAGCAACGUCUGUAAAUGUUUCUUGGACAACACCUGCUGAUACACCAAUUCAUGCAUUUGUGAUCAUCAGUAAGAACUCCACAAUGCGUACAUGGUAUUCGAAAAGAGCACAAUUUAUUGUACAGCCAGUACUAAACAAAACUUUCAACAUGUUCUUUGACAACCUUGAACCAAAUAGUUUAUAUGAAUUUGCUGUCCGAAUUGUAUACCAUAAUCACAUUCAACUUAGAAAACAUUGGCCUCACGUUAAUAGCAGCGUUCUUUAUUCAGUCAGAACACUUGUUGAAUUCCCUUCUCCUCCAUCAAUACCUUAUGUACACAAACUAAACUCUGGCUACGAAGAAGUUACAUGGAAACAUCCAGAAGAGAAAGUGCCACCAAAUCUCUUUGAACUGCAAUACAAACCAGCCGACAGUGGGAAUUGGACAACUAUCUACAAUGAUACCGCUCCACAUUGGAUCAUAGAGGAACACCUACAGGAUGGUAAAAACUACGUCUUUCGAGUGAGAGCGAGAAAUUCUCGAGGCUGGAGCAAUUUCAGUAAAAACAGCCGACCAUUCCUUCACCAAAUUGACCGAGCAACCAGUAGCAAUAUGUAUCAAUAUGCUCUAAUCCCAAUUACUCUCUUCAUCAUCAUCAUCAUCGUUAUUUUAAUUUGUAUUUUGUUCAAGAAAAAACAAACAGAAAAAAAGCGAAUCACUCAUGUCAAUGAUGGUCACAAUCCUGAUGUGGAAUUGGCUACUUUGCAAGAUUUACCACAUAUAGCAGUCCAGCAGAACAACACCCUUUAUUCAGUUGGUAUGGUACCAACCGAUGCUGACCUCAUUGCGUUGCCUCAUUUCCGACAUGAUCAACUCAUCAGAAAGAAGUUCUUGGGAAGCGGUGCUUUUGGCGAAGUUUUUGAAGGCGUUUGUAAAAGCUGUGUUGCAAAUGGAGAAACACGUGUGGCUGUCAAGACCCUGAGGAAAUGUGCCUCAGAACACGAAAAGGAGGAAUUCUUAAAAGAAGCUUUGCUCAUGAGCAAUUUUAAACACGAACAUAUUCUACGAUUACUAGGUGUCUGUUUUGAUGGUAAUCCUCAAUUUAUUGUCUUGGAACUGAUGGAAGGCGGAGAUUUACUUCUUUAUUUAAGGAACUACCGACCAACAUCGGUAAGUAAUUGGCAUCUAUUUUCAUUCAUUUUCUUUUAUUGUUCGUUCUGUGUUCUCAUAGCUUUGUUGAAUUUCACCUAUGAUUUAAUUCCCACUCUACAGGGAUAUCUUUGUAUGUCUAUUAAACACAGGUCGUUUGGUGUUUUAAUGUGGGAGGUUAUCACAUACGGUCAACAACCUUAUCCAGCUCGAACAAAUUUAGAAGUUUUACAGUAUGUCCGAUCAGGAGGCAGAUUGGAUCGGCCAGAAAACUGCCCGGAAUAUUUAUAUCAAUUAAAACUGAACUGUUGGAGCUAUGCACCUGAAGACCGACCAACUUCAUCAUAUAUCCUGGAACAACUGGAACUUUUCUACCAGAGACUUUUUGAAGAAUCAAUGCUGAACAAAAACACUACAAAAUCAAUGAUAACAGCGCUACUAGAGGCGUUGGAGGCCGAGAUAGGAGCUGAUAGCGCUCAAACUGAGAUAGGUAGGCAAUGAUAUAUCGACCAGUUCUUUUUCUCAUUCACAAUUCCAUCCAAAUCAUCUCUACACCAUCCUCCCAAAGGUAUUCAGACGGACACUGUUCUAGAAUCCAUUCUUAUCUCGCCGAACCA